This is a messenger RNA of Cucurbita moschata (crookneck pumpkin), 1122 nucleotides long. Its product is annotated as S-type anion channel SLAH1-like. Bases 1 to 1113 code for a protein of 370 amino acids. Gene Ontology annotation, cellular component: membrane. The record is from RefSeq and is a predicted model, not a curated record. Lineage: Eukaryota; Viridiplantae; Streptophyta; Magnoliopsida; Cucurbitales; Cucurbitaceae. Gene Ontology annotation, biological process: transmembrane transport; intracellular monoatomic ion homeostasis. The transcript has 2 exons. Gene Ontology annotation, molecular function: voltage-gated monoatomic anion channel activity.
AUGGAAUCUCCGGCUGAAAUGGAGGCACAAAAGAACGACGGCGGGCGGAGACCACCGGUUAUUUCGCCGGCGUUGGAGGCAAUGCUAAGGAAAUUCCACGCGGGGUAUUUUCGGAUCGGAAUGUCUAUAAGCGGGCAAGCACUGAUAUGGGCAAUGCUGGCGGAAGAGAACCACGGUCCGAUUCAUCGAACGGUUCUCCUUGUUCUGUGGUCCCUCGCUUUCUUUAUUCUUUUUCUUCUCUCUUUUCUUUACCUCUUGAGAUGCGUCUUUCACUUCCCGUUGGUUCAGUGCGAAUUUUUUCAUCAUGUUGGGGUUAAUUACCUAUUUGCCCCCUGGAUUUCCUGGUUCCUUUUGCUCCAGUCCAUGCCCUUUCUGGACACACCAAACUUUGUCUACAUGAUUCUGUGGUGCGCUUUUGCAAUCCCAGUUGUGAUUCUGGACGUGAAAAUCUACGGGCAGUGGUUCACCGAAGGAAGGCGGUUCCUAUGCAUCGUUGCGAAUCCGACAAGCCAGCUGUCGGUAAUCGGAAAUUUGGUGGGCGCGCAGGCGGCGGCCAAACUGGGAUGGAAAGAGAGCGCCCUGUGCUUUUUUUCACUGGGCAUCGUUCAUUACUUGGUGUUGUUCGUGACACUUUAUCAACGAUUCUCCGGCGCGAAUCGGCUGCCGUCCAUGCUCCGGCCGGUGUUCUUUCUUCACAUAGCAGCGCCAAGCGUGGCGAGCGUGGCAUGGGAAUCAAUAAACGGGGGUUUUGAUAUGACGUCAAAAAUGCUAUUUUUUCUGUCACUGUUUAUAUUCAUGGCACUAGCUUGUAGACCUUUUCUAUUCAGGAGAGCAAUGAAGAGAUUCAAUAUAGCGUGGUGGGCCUUCUCCUUUCCACUAUCUGCGCUUGCUCUUGCCUCCGUUGAAUACCAUCGCCACAUCCAAACUCUCCCUGCCAAGCUUCUAAUGCUUCUUCUUCUUGCCCUUUCGGUUCUCGUCGCCCUCCUCCUCUUCCUCAUUACCUUGCUUAACUCCGACGUGCUCUCAUUGGACGACGACACCCUUUACAAUCUCCCCAGCAACCAUUUGGAUUCAUCUCUUAAAAGAACCCCAACCUCCAACAGCAUCAACUGAAUCUGAGCC